Rotaria sordida is the source of this 228-nucleotide messenger RNA. The record is from the annotation of a GenBank genome assembly. Lineage: Eukaryota; Metazoa; Rotifera; Eurotatoria; Philodinida; Philodinidae.
AUGUUCCAUCCUCGAAAUGUAAUUGAUGAUGAUAGUGAUUAUGAUGAUGAAACAGUUAAUUCAAAUAUUUCCGAUAAAAUUCGUUCAAUUAUUAAAUAUAUAUGUAAUUAUAUAUGGAGUAUAACUUUUAUAUUUAUUAUUUUUAUUAUGUAUGUAUCUAUUCGUGGUCCAUUCAAUAUUAUAAAUAAUUUUAAUGCCGGUAAACAUUUUGAAAUGGAAAUUCUUUAG